Molecule: messenger RNA, 8890 nt
Organism: Ceratitis capitata (Mediterranean fruit fly)
Lineage: Eukaryota; Metazoa; Arthropoda; Insecta; Diptera; Tephritidae
Gene: cnc
Product: segmentation protein cap'n'collar
Exons: 11
Coding region: 3709-7854 (1381 amino acids)
Biological process (GO): regulation of transcription by RNA polymerase II
Cellular component (GO): nucleus
Molecular function (GO): RNA polymerase II cis-regulatory region sequence-specific DNA binding; DNA-binding transcription factor activity, RNA polymerase II-specific
Source: RefSeq, a predicted model, not a curated record
AAUAGUGCUAAUAAUUGGCGCUUUGUAACCGAGGUGGCAAUUUUUGGCCGAGCUCCUUCUAACCACUCAGCCUUACCACGAGAAAAUCUUUGAACCCACACCCCGUCCAGCGCUAAUCCAAAGCUCGUCAGAAAAUUGAUAUUUAUUUUUUAUUGAAAAUUAUAUCAAUACAAUGAACUAUAUUAAUUUUCAAAGAAUAUGACUGUAUAUUGGGUGCCCGCUUACGGAAUUUUCAUUGUACGUACUAAAGAUAUACAACUUAUUUUAAAAAUACUAAUCCUCCGGUAACCAGCACAUUUACCCUACAUAGAUUUUUUACAGUAUAUGAAAAUUUAUAUGAAAAAGAAAGUUCUAUUGGAAAAUUCAGUUUGGAUUUUGUUCUUGAAAACGGCAUUAUUUUUCAAUAGAUCUCUUUUCUCAUUUGAAUAAUCCGUAGGUUGGUACUUAAAUAAAUAAAUAUGGAAGACAUGCCCCAUAUAAACAAGUUUCACCUAUCCGAAAAUCAUGAAGAGUCACCGGGUAGUUUCCGUAUUAAGUCCCUAGUAUUACAGAUAGGAUGCAUAUAGCUCGUCUUGCUUAGAAGACUAGGCAAUGGCUUGAUAUCGACUAAGCUAAUAUACAUUCAUCAAAGCUUCGUUGGAAGCCUUUAUUGCCAUAGGGAUAGAUACUAUGCGUGUCAGCCAUACACAUGCAGUUUAAUACAAAUUUCUCUCCAUUUUUUUUAUAAUUGUCCUCCUUCAGGGAGUGUCAAGCUCUCCUAGUAUUUCUGACAUGAAAAGCAAAGCUCAUCACGAUCAUUAUCCCCAUUACUCUGUGCCAGGUUCUUUGGCCAGAGAAGUAGCUCCAGGACUAAACCUACUUGACAGUUGCUGUGCAUUACCUCUCUUUAUUUAAAAGUUCAAAAUCAUUUCGGACAGCACUGCUUAACCAUUUUAAGUCUCUUCUCCAUUAUCCUCUUACCCAACUUUUCCUGAGACAAGCUGAUAGAGAAAUUGUGAAAUAAUUCUUAUCAAAAGAAAUUAAAUUUUCUGUGGGUAUACAAAUGUACUUAUGCACAUAUGUAUAUGUAUAUAAAUGUUUGUGAAAUUCGGACAUAAUGUUUGAUAGCUCAGUAGGUGAGAGUAAUUUUACGAUGUCUUUUACCUGCAAUUCCAUUUUCCAAUUCAUCAAUUUGAUACCAAAUCAUUAAAGCACUUUAUGCAAAACAAAUAUCCAAAACAAAGUAUGUAUGUAUGUAGUAAUUAAUAAAAAAAAAAAACCAAAACAAACACCACACACCUCUUCUAACGUGCCAAACAAAUCACACGCUACCCAUUCCAACGCGAUUCGCGAAUAACCUAUCUCGCCCCACGCGCAACAACACACUAACAACAGAAACAACAACAAUGACUCUUCCAAAUAGCAACAAAGAAAUACACAUUGCGCAUCAACAACAAUGCAAACAUGUAUAGAUAUAUAUAUAUAUGUAUAUAUAGAAGAAGAACAACAACAGUUGUAGUUGCAUUCCCUUUUAGUAUACAAAAACAAACGGAGCAACAUAUGAAUUGAGUUAAGUUGAAGUAUGUAAAUGUGGGUGUGUGUGUGUAUAAUUGUUGGUGUCAAUAUGAGUAUGCGCGGGCGGUGAAUCAUAUGAAAUCACACAUUUAUGCAUAUACAUCCAAACAUACAUACGUAUGUACACGUACGUAUGAGAGAUUUUGCCGAUGUCGACAAUGUUUUCGUUUUGCUACGAAUCGCGCCAUUCGUUGUAUAGUCAAUAUACACACAAAUAUACAUAUGUACAUAUGCUUGUAUGCAGAAAAAUUUCGCAAAAGCGCAUAAACCAAAGAGGAAAACAGCGAACGCGUUAAACGCAUUUGCGUCGCCAAUGAGCCAAAUUGGCAAGCGUUUAUGAAAUAUUAAAAUAUUCUAAUCAAGACAACAAAGCAGUCGAAGCGCUAAGGCGCGGACGGAAAUAAAUAGCAAAAUUAAUAAAUGCACACAUAACUACAACAACAAUAAAUAAAAAUAAUAAAUAUUUAUUAUAAAGUGUUAUGGCAUUCAAUAGGCUUUAGUUAUGAGUUUGUUUGCUUUAUUGACUUUCUGUUCAAGUCAAGUGUGAGCAAGUGCGUGUGCGCUUUUUGGAAAGUUAUUUGACAAGUCAAAUACAACAAUAAUAGCAAUAACAGUGAUUAGUAGUGCACAAAAGAAAAAAAAGGAAGUGUAGUGAAGAAAAAGUGAAAGUACGUUGGCCAAGUUCAAGGACACGCACGUAGCGUGAAUGCGAGUGAUAGAAAAGAACAGCAGCAGCAGCAGCAGCAAAAGCAGCAGCAGCUGAAAGAAUACUAAAAUAAUUGAAACAAAAAAAUAAUAAUAAUAAUAACAACAACAACAAAUUUGUGAAUAUUGUGUUUGAAAAGCAGCGACGCAGUAAAUACAACCACGCAACAUAUGGGAUGCUCCAGCAACAGCAUGCAGCAACAACAACAGCAAGAAUAAAAGUGUUAAUUGAAUUUGCAAUUUUCAGCGAACAGUGACCUGUAAUAAAGUAAAAAAAAAAAUAAUAAUAAAUAUCGGAAACUUAAACCCACCUUCCCUCACAGUUUUAAACACCCGCCACCGCCCAAUAAUUAACCCCAAAAAGAAAAUACAAAAAUAUAAAAAGUGCACAACAAGAAAAAUUUUAAACAAACACAAACAAAGAAAAUUUACGUUGUUUGCGAAUUUACUGUGUGUGAAAUAACUGUGCUUUUACACAGCCAGACAACCUUGUCGUUUUACACGCGCGGCUCUGAGUGUGUUUGUACGUGUGUGUGUGUAUUUACACGUGGUUACGAGGACAAACCGUGCAUUCAUUUUUAACACAGGAUCAUUCAACUUGGGUACCAAACAAAAAAAAAGUUUCAAAAUCUUACAGUUGAGCUAUUUUUCCUUUGGCAAAACAAAUACACAAAAAUACCCGCACAGCAGCCGUCUCAUCAAGGAGCACAGUUGCAGUUGGCAAUCAGCCGUCUUCGCCUUGUGAAGUAAAAAAAUACAGCAAAAAAGAACCUGCAACCGCGCUGAGGGUCAGUAAACUGCGUUGGAAAAGUUUUCCUUCCUCCCGCGCGAAUAACGUCAGCUCGAAGAAAGUACGAAAAAGAUUUCACUGCGAAAAAAUUUAAUUAAUUGUUGGCGACUUGGAUUUAUCACAGCGAGGUUGAGAGAUCGAUUGUGUGGGCCGUUUAAGCAUUUAUAUAAAUAUAAAAACAAAAACAACAAUAAUAAAAUCCAUUAAACAAUUAGCCUUAAAGAGAGAGAACAACAAGCGGAUAAAGCCAAAUAUAAUUAAAUAUUUUGCCAGAAAAAAAAAAUCAGGAAAGACACACAAAGAGUGUAACGUUAAAUACUAGAGACAUAUUUACAAAUUAAUAGCAAGUAAAAAUAUUGCAAAAUUAAAAGAGAAAAGCCACAGCGCCGACCAACACCCCACUAGUAGCCUCAAACUCAAGGAAACUGCGUCCACUGCUGCUGCGUUGCGUUGACUACGCUGUCAGCAGUGAAUGUCAUUUGUCACUGCAGUUAGUCAGUGGCGUCUCUUCACUUAGUCGAGCGGGGGUUGGUGGGUACGGGUUGUAGGCGGGCGCAGCCUACAGUGCCUUAGCUAGCAGACAGCAGACAACAGACAACAAAAGAGAAAAACAAUACAUUUAUUCAUCGUUCCAAUAAAACUUUCAAAACGGCGCUAAAAUGAUAUCGAAUAAGAAAUGCUAUGCCAUGAAAAUGCUACAAAUAGCAUUGGCCUUGAGCCUCUUGCAUGUGGAUCCGGAACAGCGCUUACGUAAUUGGGACUCACAGCUGGAAUUGCGCGAUGGCGAUGGCUGGGAAUUGGAAAUGUUGCGCGCCGUACCGAUGGUGGAGUAUCCGUAUGCGAAUCGUAAGACCAUGAUGCCGCUCAUAGAGGAUCUCAUACGUUACGAUCGCCAACAUGAUCCGACACCGCCACAGUACAAUGUCACCGCCUAUAUGUUAAAUGUGCAAAAUGAUGGUGGCACAAAUCAGACAGCCACACUACCAGAGAUACAGGCAACAUCGAGCGGUACGACUAAUCCUGCUAGUAAUGUGGCGGUGGCUGGCGCUACUGCGUUGGAGCAGGCAGCUAAUGCAGCCGCCGCAGCUGCUGCGGCCAGUACGAAUGCCAGUAAUAUGGGAUUGCCAGCAUCGGAGUUGGAUGUUUUUCUCAAUUCGGAAAACUUUCAAGAUCAACGUUCGGUGUGGGAGCAAAAUUUGGCUGAUUUGCGCGAUUUUGGCGAUCUUGCCAUCAACAAUCCAUACGCAGGUCUACCACUCAAGGAUGAACCGUACAAUAACACUUAUAUUGAUGUGAAUUUGGAUAUGUUUUUGCCGAGUUUCGCUAGUGCUGCCGCUGCCGCUGCCGCUGCGGCUAAUGAUGUUAAGCAGGAAAAUGUGGCUGCUGGUGCAUUGAAUGAUACAUUCCCCGAACCGGCAGAUGUCGCUAGUAUUAAAACAGAGCAAAUCGAUAAGGAAGAGGCGGAGGAGCAGGAAUUCGUGCUUAAUAAUGAAGCAUCUUCAUCGGGAGUGAGUUCAGCGGAGACAGUAUUCACAACCACACCCACAUCACAGGCGGCGAUUAUUAAAAAGGAACCCAUUGAGAGUAGUGGCGAUGAUGAGGCGCAAACAGAAAUGGAAGAGGUCGAUUUAAGCCCAUUCUUCAGUCAGUUGGAUAUUAUGAAAGAGGAGAGUGAAAUUAUCGAUGUGCUCUGGAAGCAAGAUGUUGAUUUGGGUUACUCACUGACACCGGCACAUCUGAUAAAUACAACUGGUAAUAACGGUAGUGCCGGCGCUGUGUCGACGGAUGAUGAGAUUGAGAAGUUGAAGGCAUUGGAAGCGCUUAAAUUAGAUAAGCCGAACUUUGAUGGAAAAGAUGGCGGUGACGAUGCUGGUGUGCCGGAUAUCGAUGAUGAGUGGGCUGGCAUACCUUUUACGGUGGAUAACGAGACAGGUGAAUACAUACGCUUGCCGCUGGACGAAAUUCUUAACGACGUACUACAAUUGGCUGAAUUUGGCAAUCUUAAUAACGAGCCCAAUAACGACGACUCAUACGCUUCAACAUCGAAAGCUGCAGCAGUCAAGAACGACGACGACAAACGCAUUACCAAAUCGGAAACUAGCGAAGACGAAGGUAUCAACGACGAUAACAUCACUAGCGCACGCUUAGUUAACGGUAAAGAAGAAACAGAGAAAGAUUCAAAUAAGAAAACGCUUGCAACAUCAACGACUGACAAGGAUACCAAACUCGAGCGGGAAUCGAUCAACGAAAACGAUUAUAUUGACGACUUUGAUUUAUCGUUAUCGGAGAUCGAAGUCAACUCAUUGCCAUCACCUUUGUUCGAUUUAGAUGACGAAGCACGCGAAGAAUUAGCCGAUUUCGAUAUGAUGUUACAAUCAGCUGCAGCGCCACCACCAACAUUCCAUCAUCAUCAUCCGCAUAGCCAUCAACGCGGUGCCGGUAUGCAGGGUUAUGUUGGCGGCGGUGCGAAUAGUGCUUUCCAUCGUCAGGCGAGCGGUUUCCAUCAUGGUCAUCAUCAGGGUCGCAUGUCCCUCAGUCGUGGUGUAUCGAUGGAGCAACGUUUACAGGAUAUUGCCAGUUUCUUUAAUCCAAUCUCCGGCAUGGGUGUCGUAGGUGGUGUCUCCGACAUGCCACCCUAUCCACAUUAUCCCACACAUCCAUAUUCAUAUCAAAGUGCUGCUGGCAUACCAGCACCACCACCACAACACGCUCAAUAUCCACCGCCACCACCACCGCAUCCACAUCAUCCGCACAGCCAUCAUGCUAUGUUGCAUGCUAAUGCCACUUUGGGUGAUAUUUGCACACCAACUCAACCGCAUUAUGGCCAUAAUUUAGGUUCGGCCGUGACAUCGAGCAUGCAUUUGACCAAUGCCAGUCAUGACGCUGACGGUGGUGCAAGUGCUUCGGCUGGCGCUGCUGGAGGCAAUGUGGGCGCUUAUAAAAUGGAACAUGAUAUGAUGUAUUAUACUAAUGCUUCGUCGGAUAUGAAUCAUACCACUGAAGGAUUUAUAAAUUCGAUUUUAAAUGAUGAAGAUUUGCAGUUAAUGGACAUGAAUGACAGCUUCUGUCGCAUGGUCGAUGUCAAUAACAGUACCAGUAAUAAUUCUUCUGUACUAGGCGGUGGUUUAGCCGCUGGGCAUGCAAGUACUGGUGGCGGCAGUGCUACUGGUUCGAUCGCAAACGGUUUGACGAUGAGCGGUGCUGGGGCCGCAAAUAGCGCUCUCACUGGCGGUAUGACUACAGAUCUCUUGAGUUCGGGUGCUGGUGCUACAAGUGCGGGCGGUGAUCGUUUGGACGCUUCUAGCGACAGUGCAGUCAGUUCAAUGGGUUCGGAGCGCGUACCUUCGCUAUCGGAUGGUGAGUGGGGUGAGGGUAGUGAUUCGGCGCAAGAUUAUCACCAAGGCAAAUAUGGUCGGCCGUACGAUUACAGUUACAAUAAUAAUAGUAAUAAUCGCAUGAACGACGGCACACGACAGCCGCCUGUCGCACAGAAGAAACAUCAAAUGUUUGGCAAACGUUUUCUUAACGAACAGCCCGGCUUGGGUGCUGUUACAGCACGUCCAGACAAUAACAGCAACGCUGGCGGUGGCGUCAAUGUAUUACCACCAACGGGCGCGAAUAACUUAUUGAAUAUUGGUCCGGCACAAUCUAUUAAAUACGAAUAUGAGCCGUACCCAACUGUACCGGGUCUACAACAAGGCGGCUCUGGCGGUGUACUCAAUGCCGACGGUGCUAUGGGUCCAGCAUUGAGCAGCAAAGAACAACAAGCAUACGAUUUAAAAUAUGGCCCUGCUGUAGCUGGCGCUAUUGGCGGUUAUUCACUCGACUUCGCACAACGUCCGCCACGUACACCACAUGAGGUGGUGCAACAUAAUCACACCUAUACGCUGCCGCAGGGCACCGGCUCGAUGCCUCGCCCACAAGCGCGUGAUAAGAAACUCUCUAUUUCCUCGUCGAAAUCCUCCAAAUCCAUGAAUGGUGAGGAAGAACAUUUGACACGCGAUGAGAAGCGUGCACGCGCUCUGAACAUCCCCAUUUCAGUUAGUGAUAUUAUCAAUUUGCCAAUGGAUGAAUUCAACGAACGCCUUUCCAAAUAUGAUUUGACCGAAAAUCAACUCUCACUGAUACGUGACAUACGCAGACGUGGCAAGAAUAAGGUGGCGGCACAGAAUUGCCGUAAACGUAAGCUCGAUCAGAUACUCUCGUUGGAGGAUGAGGUCAAAGCGGUGCGCAGUCGUAAGGAGCAACUGUACGCGGAUCGUGACAGCUUGACUUUGGAACGAAAGCGCAUAUCGAAUAAGUUCGCAGCGCUGCAUAGACACAUAUUCCAAUACUUGCGCGACCCCGAAGGCAAUCCGUGCUCAACAUCCGAAUAUUCGCUACAGCAGGCGGCUGAUGGCUCCAUUUACUUGCUGCGCAAAUCGGAUGCAACGAAUACUGGCGGCAAUGCCAGCAAUAGCAGCAGCACAAGCUCCAGCAGCAGCGGCAGUAGUAGCAGUGCUGGAGGUGGUGGCGGUGGUGGUGCUGCUGCUGCUGCUGAAGGCGUAAACGGACACACAAUGAGGCAUAAUGGUGUGUCGCCACAGCAGCAUGCUAUGCUGGGUGCAGCGACGCACUUGCAACAGCAGCAGCAGCAACAAACGUUGCAUCAUCAGCAUCAUCAUGCGCAAACGCAACAACAGCAGCUAUCGCAUAUGCACCCACAACAAGCGCAGCAGCAACAACAACAACAACAACAACAGCAACAACGACAACACUCUGCGCAUGCGCAUGCACAUCAUCAUCAGACGCAACAAAAAGAUUGAAAAUUGCUGUUGCGGCACUAUGCAAAUUGGUUUAAAUUACAGCAACAGCAGAAUCAGCAACUGCAACAAAAGCAACAACGUCACCACCAACAUCAACAUCAGCAUCGUAAUCAUCAUUAUCAGCGUCAUCAUCAUCGUUACACUCAGCUUUAUAGAGAAUAUCAGCAACAACAACAACAACAGCAACAGCAGCAGCAAGAACAACAUGCGCAGGAGUUCCAGCAACCAAAUUCAACGAAGAAUUCAACGUCACCAGCAACAACUCAACAGCAAUAUUAUACCGCGGAACUGGAACAUUACUAUCAGUCGACAACAACGACGCCAAAACAACAACGACAACAGCAACAAUGCCAAUGCGCUCAUUGCUACGAUUGCUAUGUGACGCCGUUGGCGACGCCGACGCCACAGUACCAGCCGCAGCCGGAUGCAGUUGAUUGGGAAUGGUUACAUGAAUUUUCUGCUGUGCCGCCAGCUGCAACAGCAUCGAUUGCCACAAGUUUCUACUUUUACUGAUUGUCAUGAACACACAUUUUUUUUUGCCUCUUUUAAUGCUUGUUCGCUGCUUGGCGGCAGUUUAAAUUUUCUUUUUACAUACAUAUAUACAUACAAUCAUACAUAAUUACGUACUAUGUACAUAGGUGUUGGUAUUUUUUGCUUGAAAAAAAAUAUUUUUUGGUUUUUCUAAAUUUAUUAUAGGUGUAAAAUUAAUUAUAACUUGAACUUAAAAACAGUUGUAGGUUUGGUGGGUACGUCGCCAAAAUGGAGCUUCAGCAGUUAAAAAAAAUACAGUAAUAAUACGGAAAGCCGGCCAGGCUUAUGCGCAUGUUUUCAUUUCAUAACACUAUUUUAUCUUUAAACUUUACACUAUAUACAUAUAUUAUAUAUACAUAUAUAUAUACAAAUAGGAAAUGAAAAAAUUUCAGAAUUUAAACUUUAACUUAAAAAGUUGUUGAAGCUAUGUGCACAAACUAUAUUAAGUAUGCAGAAUUUAACUUACAUUCAGCUAAAACAAAUAAAAAAGAAUUAAUAUGGAGCA